UUGUCUACUCGUGAGACGAACUCCAACAAAGUAAGCAGGACAACUGACAUAUUUGAUUAUUGCCCAUUCGAACCUCCUGACCCAUGGGACAAGUCGAUAUUGAAGCAUAUGGAUGUCAAAUAUGGAUAUCUGAGGGACUGUACCCCAGACCAGAGCUUGUCGCCGGUCACGGAUCUUGAAAACGGCAAAGUGUUUUUGAAGAAAGGACAAAAAGAUUUUGUUUGCCGAGCCUGGCCAACAACAGAGACUCAUCUCAAUCCCAAAAAUAAUCCGGACGUCGUUUUGAUGGUGAUUGACUCCGUGGCUUCAACGCAACUGAUAAGAGCUCUGCCGAGGACGGUGAACUUUCUAUUGCACGGAAUGGAUGCCAUAGAAUUCCGGAAGUUCAACAAAGUCGGAUCUAACAGCAGACCGAAUGCGUUCGCGGCGUUGGUAGGAAAAACCACGGAAGCAAUAACAAGAAAAAUGAUGAACUUGCCCACAGUACCAGCAGACUUGACCUAUGAUCAGUACUGCAGACAUUAUCUCGACAAUGAAUCCUAUAUUCCAUUGAUGUACCAAAGAGCUGGAUAUAAGAUGUUCGGCGCUGAAGACUAUGUGUCUAGUAUUCUGAAUUACCCGAAUUGCCUUGGAACGAAAACAAGGCAAUUUCAACAUUCGUACAGGCCACUUCACACGAGGCUAAAUAGAGACAAACACAUGGGGAAUGUUCAUCUGAAAGGAUCUUGCAGACUGGUGCAUAACAACAUGCUGGACUACCUCGGACAUUAUGUGAAUGCGUAUGAAGGAUCACCCAAAUUCUCGCUUACGUGGCUUGUCGACCUGGCACAUGACAACACCAAACUGUUAUAUCGUAGCGAUUACGACCUGUACGACUUUUAUCUCAAGAACAGAGAUGCGUUGAACAACUCGUUUAUAUUCUUCUUCGGUGAUCAUGGACCGCGAUUCGGA
Ostertagia ostertagi is the source of this 951-nucleotide messenger RNA. The record is from the annotation of a GenBank genome assembly. NCBI's taxonomy places the organism in Eukaryota, Metazoa, Nematoda, Chromadorea, Rhabditida, Trichostrongylidae.